AUGUCAUCAGAUACUAGUAUUAACAAAACCUCACCUCAAAGAAAUUUUCGGCCAAGUUGGAAAAAUGAGUAUUCUUGGCUGGAAUAUGAUGCCCAAAACAAUCUGAUGUUUUGCACAUUAUGUCGUGCUUAUAAUAAAAAAAAUACUUUUGGAACAAAUGGCAAAGUUAGUGCUAUAAAAGAUCAUAUGAAAACGAGAGAUCAUUCUAAAUCAUAUAAACAAAAUAAAAUUACAAAUGUGCCGCCAGAACAUAUUAUAAGUUUAAUGAAGAUAGUAUAUUGUAUGGCAAAAGAUGAUCUUCCAUUAAAUAAAUUUAAACAUCUUACUCAUCUUGGCCAACUAUUAUAUUCUAUAUCUUCUUCAAUUGAAAAUAACAUCUGGAGAGAAUUGUCUCUUGCAUCAGCUAUUGGAAUUAUAGUUGAUGAAAGUACCGAUAUUGCUAUGGAAUCUCAUAUUAUAAUCUAUGUUAGAUAUUUUAUUAAUGGGAUUAUAAAAAUACGAUUUUUAAGCUUAUUAGAAAUUAAAGCUAAAGAUGCAAAAUCAAUAUAUAAUACAAUAAUUAAACAGUUUAUUGUAAAAACAAAAAAUUAUUUAAAUAUUAAUAAUAAUUAUCUCAAAUUAAGUACUAAUCUAAAUAAAUUUUUUAUUUCUAUGCCUCCUAAAAAGAAUACAAAAAUCAGUUCUCAUUUACUUAUUUGGACAUUAGAUCAAGAAAGUAAUUUAAUGAUGGAUAUUACAAGUUUUACUUCUAUAUUAAUUUUAGAGAUUCAAAAGCAAUUUCAAUGUAAUCCUUUUAUUAAUGCUAUGAAAAUAUUUAGAUUAUCAGAUAAGUUAUUAAAUAGUCAAAAUAUUUUAGAAUUUGGUAAUGAAGAAUUAGAAUUAUUACUUGAUUUUUAUAAUAAAUCUCAACUUCCUUUAUUUCUACUAGCAAUAGUUAAUCCUAAUGAUACAUGUAAAAAUGAAUGUGAACAUGGUUUUUCUAAACAGAAUUUAAUUAAGACUAAAUUGCGUAAUGCUAUAAACCCUGAUACAUUACAUAUGUUGAUGAUGAUCGGAUUAGAAGAAACUGAUAUAACAGAAUUUAAUUUUAACGAUGCAUUAAAUAUUUGGUAUAGAAGCAAGAAAAGAAGAAUAAAGUAA
Molecule: messenger RNA, 1140 nt
Organism: Cetraspora pellucida
Lineage: Eukaryota; Fungi; Glomeromycota; Glomeromycetes; Diversisporales; Gigasporaceae
Source: the annotation of a GenBank genome assembly